AGUGUUUUGUCAGCGUUGUGUCCCGUGGUAAAGUCCGUCGACUAACCAUGGCGGCGUCGUUAUGUAGAGACCCCAUUCACUUAACUUUACAAGGAAGAAAGUGACGGGGCUACGCUUUGAUACAUCUACUCAUCCCCCUGUCAGCUCGUUCCUUCCUGCACAAGGAAAGCAACAAAGUGUUAGGCGUUACAGCGUACCUGUCUAGCUACCUUCCUGACCAAGUCCCAGCUGAAUGUUUCACCGCUUAAUAAUGUAAUAACAAAGUUUCUCCUGCCUUCCCCAGUGUUUAUUGUGAGACGACAACAGCAAUGGUGAGUCUACAAAGCGUACAACAUGACAAACUACGGCUUUAUUCACCUCUGUAUGUAAUUUAAGAUCAUCCAGCAGACGAGGGACAGCCGCCAUCUUUACUCUCCCGCGAGCUAGCGAGAAGUGACUACUCUGGAGGUACUCACCAAGUGAUUUGCGCAUGCGCUACAAGACUAGGCAUCCUUGGCUGGGGCAAUUGUCUGUUGCUGUGAUUGGUUGUUCCGCAGUGUAUAAGGCGGUCCUAAUAGCUUCAACUGUAAUUCCAGAGGAUUUGCUACCGGCUGUAAACACCGCUGUUGCGUUCCGAGCGUUUUCGUCAAAUAAUGCGUCGUAGACCGCCUGCUCCACAUUUACAAUUGCUCACUGUGACACUUAGUAAGUUGUCACUAUGUUUUACAGAAGAUGAACGCUCCCUUGUCCGGAUUAAAAGCACGAUAAGGUCGCGGUGCAAAGAUGGCUGCACUGCUGUUGCAAAAAGUGAAGUUGCUGUUGUGAAGAGGCGGAGUGGGCGUCACACCCGCCCUGCAGAGGAAACACGGCUGUCAGUCUCGAGUGUGCGCGUGUGUGCCACACCAAACUACAUAACCGAAGACAUUUCUUGUGCACGAUAAACGUAAACUGAUGGUUGUGCAUUUUAUCGAGAAUCCACGCCUGUUUGAAAUUAGGCUGUUGAGAAAAUAACGUCAUAAAGCGUCACAGUACAGUAUCCCUGUUGUGUGACUUAAAUGUGAGGGAAUUAAUCACAACAAUGCGCAUCACUUCCUUAAAAAGUAAGGACAGUUGUUAUCGAUACGUGUGCUGCCCAUAGUGUUUGCUCAUAGAGUAUCUUAACUGCCUGUCGCGCCUUAUAAGCUGUAUUUAUUUAGUUUUGAAACAAAGGUUGGAUGUUCUCUAUUUCGCUCAGCUGUCCCGCUUAUCGACACAUCGGGGUGCGAUGUUGAAAGAAACUAACCCCCGUCCGAGUGACGUCACUGUCGCUCUUAUAAAUCACACAGGUGCGUUUAAUAGUGCACGUUGCUGCUGAUAAAUUUCUGAUGAGAAGUCCGGCUACCUCUUUCGGUCUUUGUUUGCUUAAACUACUGGAAGCAUGAGUGCCAGAGGUGGAACUCCUUACAUUGGCAGCAAAAUAAGUUUGAUAUCGAAAGCACAGAUUCGUUAUGAAGGUAUAUUGUCCUCUGUGGACACCGAUAGGUCCACUGUUGCUUUAGCCAAAGUUAAGGCAUAUGGGACAGAGGACCGUCACACUGACAGCCCAGUGCCACCCAAAGAUGAAAUGUAUGAAUACAUAAUAUUCCGGGGAAGUGACAUAAAGGACAUCACUGUGUCUGAGCCAGCAAAGCCACACCAUGGGCUCCCUCGAGACCCUGCUAUAGUACAGGUGUGUGUUUGGCUUUGUUUCUUUGUUGUGGUUGAACUGAAGAAAUUGCUACACUUUUUGCUGUUUAAGUCCUCUCUCAGCAGCUCCUGCGGUGGAUAUCACCCACGCUGGAGCUCCUACAGAGAUUACAAUUACACUUACAAUCAGCUGGCAGCCAGCUCUCUACUCAACCAGCAGUACAGUGCAGCCCUGGGUCUAGUUCCAGGAUUCCAUGGUAUCCCCAUCAGAAGAGCUCCCAUGGUUGAACAAGCUGUUCAGACUGUACCGUCGGCCAGCAAUGCUCAGAAAAACGGAAAAUCCUCGACCCAGCCGCAGGUCAAACAGGCUGUUCGUCCAUCCCGACAGUCUGGUUCCCAGGUUCAGAAAGAAAAUGUACCCACGAGAAGUCGCAGGUCCAGGAACCGGAGCAGAGGCCAGCUUCUCGUAAAAAACUCCAAGUCCACAACUUUGAAGUUUGAGUCCGAUUUUGAUUUUGAAACUGCAAAUGCUCAGUUUAAAGACGAUCUCACGAAGGAGGUUGUAGUUGGGAAGGCGAACUCUGGGGUGGCCCCUAACAGCCAGUGUACACAGGAGGAGGAGACUCUUGGUGAAAAGUACUACGACAAGAGUAAGGGCUUCUUUGACAACGUCUCCUCAGACAUGAAGCCCAGGAGGACAACAUGGGCUGAGGAGAAAAAAUUAAACAUGGAGACUUUUGGAGUACCAGGCCGCUUCCUGAAGGGCAGAGGAUUCCGGGGGCGGGCUCGCAGAGGGCAAAGCAUGGCUGAGCAGAGACCCCUCCCAAAAAUUGUGGGUGGGAGAGUAUAAAUUUUGUUUGGUUUUCUUUGUAAAUAGAUUGUAAUUUUCUACUUAAUUGCCUCCCCUUUUUCAAUUUGAAGCACUCAAUGUUUUUGUUUCACAAGCCUGCAUUUAUGGGAGUGUCCAUUUUGUCUGAUCUAUAAGGGGGGAGAGAGAUUUAGUUUUAAUCCAGCAGCUGUAGACCAAGUGAAUGUAUACAUUUGUAGUUUAGCAUGCAGUGGAAGACUUGUCCUCGAACAGCACAUCAGACAUGCAAUUUAAUUUGGUUGCUGUAGUUCUGGAUGUUCUGCUUGACUGUCCACAUGUAAAUCCAAACUGGUCUUGAAGAUUAUUUGUACUUUUAUUUUCUCCGACCUGUAAUGUUUGUAAAAAAAAACUGAAGUAACAGUUGCUAUUAAAUAAGGUGG
This is a messenger RNA of Dunckerocampus dactyliophorus (ringed pipefish), 2892 nucleotides long. Its product is annotated as protein LSM14 homolog B-like. The transcript is spliced from 6 exons. NCBI's taxonomy places the organism in Eukaryota, Metazoa, Chordata, Actinopteri, Syngnathiformes, Syngnathidae. The record is from RefSeq and is a predicted model, not a curated record. Bases 1397 to 2494 code for a protein of 365 amino acids. Gene Ontology annotation, molecular function: mRNA binding.